Messenger RNA from Daphnia magna, 1621 nucleotides. RefSeq names its product trypsin Blo t 3. Lineage: Eukaryota; Metazoa; Arthropoda; Branchiopoda; Diplostraca; Daphniidae. The transcript has 8 exons. The coding region runs from base 144 to 1382 and encodes 412 amino acids. The record is from RefSeq and is a predicted model, not a curated record. Gene Ontology annotation, biological process: proteolysis. Gene Ontology annotation, molecular function: serine-type endopeptidase activity.
AGUGUGGAUAUCCCUCGAAUUCAAAUAAAAAGGAGACGCUCGGACACGUUGAUCAUUCGUGGAUCGCCAUCUCUGCCUAUUAGCUGUGCUUUCGAGAUACAGGCGACGCGCUUUUCCAAUCUAUAUACUGUACAUCCUUCACGAUGAGUCUUACCAUUUGGGCUUUAGGCUUGAUUUGCCUGGUGGGUUUUGUGCAUCCGUACACACUCCGUGGUUACAAAAGUGGCAACAACUCCCUGCCAACUAUAUCAAUCGUCGGCGGAACCCCCGCUAGCGCUGGUGAAUUUCCUAACUUGGCCAGUCUUGAUUUGAAUGGAGGUGGUUGCGGUGGGACUUUGAUUGGAGAAUUGCAUGUCUUGACAGCGGCUCAUUGUCUACAAGGUUCUCCCGAUGUUUCCGCCUUCACUGUGCAUCUAAAUACGUUGUCAGUGGGCGGUGGAGGGGAGGGAUCCAUUACCAGAGGAGUGUCGUCCAUUGUUAUUCACGAAGCUUAUGACGGCAGCACUAUGAAUAAUGACAUCGCAUUGCUGGUUUUGAGUGAACCGGUGACAACUAUCAGUUUUGUCACUCUUCCGCAAGACGAAGACACGACAACCGAAGUCCCGACGGGAGAACCGCCAACGGAACCGCCAACGGAGCCGCCAACGGAGCCACCAACGGAGCCGCCAACCGAGCCGCCAACCGAACCGCCAACCGAACCGCCAACCGAACCGCCAACCGAACCCACAACUACCACAAAACCUACUACUACUAGAAAACCGACAACCACAAAACCGACAACCAAAAAACCGACAACCAAAAAACCGACAACCAAAAAACCGACAACCAAAAAGCCAACCACGAAAAAACCAACUACUAAAAAACCAACAACUAAAAAACCGACAACCAAAAAACCGACAACUAAAAAACCGAUGACCACAAAAAAACCAGCAACUACCAAAAAGCCAACAACAACAAAACCGAAAACUACCAAGAAACCAACGGUGAAAACAACAACCAAACCUAGAACCACCAGAAGACCAGCCUUGAGAGCUUUCCCUGAUUACGCCAACGCAGCAGCCGUCAUUGCUGGAUGGGGAACAACCUCUUCGGGUGGAAGCGGGUCAAGCGAAUUGCUGAAGGCUGACGUCACUGUUCUAGAGAACACGGUUUGCGCCGGUCAGUACUCAAAUUUCAAUGGCGAUACUAUGUUGUGUGCCGCCGGACCGGGUACAGACACUUGCCAGGGUGACAGUGGCGGUCCGAUUUACGUUAACGGCGUUCAAGUCGGUAUCACAUCCUUCGGCAAUGGUUGUGCUGAUCCUGAUUUUGCCGGUGUUUAUACACGAGUUAGCACUUACAUUGGCUGGAUUGCUAACGCUCAAGCAAAUAACAGUGGCUGAAUAUUUGACGGGUUUUUACCAAAACCUCUCUAAGGUACAGGUUCUCUAAGGUUUCACCGUUCAAGUGCAACUGAACUUGUUUUUGAAAACCUUUUUUGUCUUUUCACGUAGUAGCCACAUUCAACCUGUUUUCAAAAUAUCCCCCCAAAUACAUAUUCUAGUAUUUAGUUUGAUUAUACGCACGUGUGAUUGAAAAAAAAGCAUUAUGUUGACAAAAUAAAUUCUUUAUUGAGCAAGAA